Molecule: messenger RNA, 1747 nt
Organism: Pocillopora damicornis (cauliflower coral)
Lineage: Eukaryota; Metazoa; Cnidaria; Anthozoa; Scleractinia; Pocilloporidae
Product: octopamine receptor beta-1R
Biological process (GO): G protein-coupled receptor signaling pathway
Cellular component (GO): plasma membrane
Molecular function (GO): G protein-coupled receptor activity
Source: RefSeq, a predicted model, not a curated record
ACUUAUUCAAAUAAAACAUUUCCACUGGUUUUUUCAAUUGUCUGGCGCUCGUAAUCACAGAUAUACUAAUUAUAAUAAUUACAUCUACUUCACGUAGAAGAAAAAAAUUACACAGAAGAGGAGUCUACAAUUAUUUUUGAGUAUAUUCAAUUGCCUCCUAACCGACAUUGAAACCAAAUUUUAGUAGUUAAGUUUAGGAUCAAGUCAAUUGGUAGCAAGCGUAUCUGAAGUAUUUUUCCAUUAUCAGUUCGCAAAGAUAACAAUUGACCAAAUCUAAAAAAAUACACCUGCUGAUGAUAUGUCAGAGCCUGUGCAGUGUUGAAAGAGAGCUUGCGUUCGGUUUAAGAAAAUGUAUUUAUAAUGCUAAAUACGCCCGAAUGAACUGAAAAUGAUCGAUACAAAAUAAAAUCAAUUCAAAUACAAGGAUUUCGAAUUUAUUUUUCGAAGCCUCAAUGUUAGAGAAAGAAUCGUCAUCACUUCUUAUAUAAAAACGAUACUCAUUCGAUUUUAGUUCACAGAGAAAGUGAAUAUGAUUCAUGUCAAGCCGAUCAAAUGAUAAAUUAUAAUUGACAGAAACUCGUGGCUUCACAGGAUCGAACAAAAUCCAUCCUACAUACAGCUGUCGAUUUUGAUUCCUUGUUAUUUGCGAAAUUAAAUGGGAUGUUUGCUCUCUUAAACUAACAGUCAAGAAUUGCAAGAAUUAAAAGGAAAAGAUACCAACGAAGACUAAUCUCUACCUCACUAAAAAAGAAUCUUCUGGCAAAAAUAUAUGUUACGCAUAUCAUUCCUUUCAACCCAAAUGGAGAAUGAUUUCUAUGAUUCAACGGGACGUCCUUGGAAAGAAGCAAACUUUGAUCUUAAGUAUUUCUGGGCAGUGUUCGUUGCGCUGACAGCGCUAGCUACAACGUUUGCAAACGCGUUGGUUCUUCUUGCUGUAUGGAAAGAUCCUAAUAAGAAUUUGCAAAGAUCUCCGUCUAAUUUACUUAUCGCGAGUCAAGCGAUAGCUGAUUUCUUUGUAGGUUUGGUACAAGAGCCCUUGUGUGCCUGGUGGAUUUUAACGUUUUCUUCCAUAGCUGUUCACGCCAUCGAAGCCGUGAGUUCUCUGUUUUUAGUUUCUUCCGUUUUACACGCUGUGGCAUUGUCCUUCGAUCGAUACGUGGCUGUAGCGAGACCAUUACAGCAUAACGUUACUAUUACGAAGAGACGAGUCUUUCUAUGGAUUCUGGUUAUCUGGAUAAGCAGCAUCGUCUACAUGUCGUAUCGGACGAUCCUGAGAGAGCUCAACUACUCGAUCACGCUGAUUAAUAUUAUAUCUGGGGCUCACACUGUGCUUCCGUCAGUUAUCAGCGUCUUGUUCUAUAUUCGCCUUUACUGCAUGUUAAAAAAUCUUCGUAAGGGGGCAAGAGACCUUGACGAAUCAGGGAAAAUGGUCAUCAAUGCGUACCAAAGAGAACGCAAUAUGACAAAGGCCAUGGUGGUUGCACUGUGUUUGUUUUUAUUCUGUCUGACUCCCUGGUUUGUGUUCUACCAAGUCAUUGGUGCAUGUCCCACGUGCGAGGAACACGAAUCUUAUCAAAUGUACUUAUUUGCAAUAUUUUAUUACAUCUUUACCAUGAAAUCUUUGCUGAAUCCAUUCUUGUACGCGUGGCGCCUCCCAAAAUACAAAGCGGUCUUCAAAACUCUGUUAAAAACGGGAAGAAAUAACCAUCGACGAAUCGAAGUGAUAAACUUAUCGGAAACAAGCUGA